AUGCCCAUCGGUCAGAAGAAACCAAAGCGCCAGUUCAAGCCGAAGAAAAAAGAGGCUCAAGUCGAAGCUAAGACUGAGCCAGAGCCGGAAUUCAUCGAACCUGCUACCGCUAGUAGAAAGCAAAAGAAAGGCCCUCCAGAGAAGAAACAACGAGUUUUUAAACAAAGAGAAAUUAUACAGACAAAGUCUGUUUUUACCUCUGAUGGAGUAGAAAGAAGAGGUUAUGGUGGAAAAACAGGAAGUGGGUUUGGAGGAGGAGGUGGCGGCAGCGGUGGAGGAGGUGGUGGCGUAAGAAGAUUCAUUGGAGAAGACUUUCAAGCGCGAGCACCAAUUGUUAAUAAAGAAUAUAAAGUUUGGACGAAAGAGGAGAUCAAGGAGGAACAAGAACAGGCCGAAAAGGCGCUGAAAAAGCUGAUGCUGGAAGAUAAAAUGAUACAAUAUGAUCGGAAGCUGUUCUCCGAGAAGGAUUUUAUGCCAGUUCAAGUUGGAUAUCCAUUGAAAGAUAUAAGUAAAAUACGCAGAGAAGAGUCGAAUGAAUCGGAAGCCGUCGAUGAUGACUUUUUACGGGCGCUCAAAAAUGGGGAUUCAGGCGAUCAAAUCUUUCUUUUUCAAAUGAGUGAUCUUCCGAUUGUUCCUAAAUCAGCAGGAGACGCUGAUGAUUACGACCCAAAUGAAGAGCUGCAUCUUGGCGAUCUGAGUGUACAGGAGAUCUUUGAUGAUUUUGGCAAGGUCAGUCUGAAUGUGGGAGAUAUGAAAAUGAAGGUUGUCCCUGGAUCCGAUCCGCGUUGCUUUACGGAAUUGUCGAGAAUGACGGCGAGCAGCUAUCAAGUCGUUGGAGAGGUCUCAAAGAAAUAUACAAUCACACCUGAUUUUGAGCAUCUACUUGGCAGGAUGAGCAAGAGCGAGUCAGCGUUUGACGAAGAGGAAAACGAUCACGAUCAAAUAAUGGCAGAUACAGACAGAGCAUCACAAGAAUCAGAAGGACCGCCGCCGCUGAUCAGAAUUAAAAGCGAACCUCAGUUUUAA
Messenger RNA from Oikopleura dioica, 1026 nucleotides. NCBI's taxonomy places the organism in Eukaryota, Metazoa, Chordata, Appendicularia, Copelata, Oikopleuridae. The record is from the annotation of a GenBank genome assembly.